Molecule: messenger RNA, 2314 nt
Organism: Ylistrum balloti
Lineage: Eukaryota; Metazoa; Mollusca; Bivalvia; Pectinida; Pectinidae
Product: androgen-induced gene 1 protein-like
Exons: 6
Coding region: 1-726 (241 amino acids)
Cellular component (GO): membrane; endomembrane system
Source: RefSeq, a predicted model, not a curated record
AUGUCUUUACCGGCUUUUUACCAUCUUGUGGUUUUCAUAUUUCUAGCGUAUUCGUUUGCUUUUAACCUUUUAAAAGUCCAGGAUGAUCCAGGGACUAACCUUUUUACCUACCGCGGAUAUGGAGGAAAAUUCAAAUUCCUUACUUUUUGGCUUUUUUUUCUACAGGUAUUCUAUUUUGGAUUUUCUUGUGUGAAUGAUAUUUUUGGAUCCAAUAAUCGACCUUCACAGUCCAAGCCCUUCCUUCGCUCUACUUUACAACGUUGGCGGGAUAUUCUUUUAUCUAGCAUUGUAUUUCCUGUAGGAAUGUUUGUAGUGUGUACAUUUUGGGGGAUAUACUUUGUAGACAGAGAGCUGGUUUAUCCUCAGAAGCUUGACAAAUUUAUUCCAUCUUGGCUAAACCAUGUUAUGCACACCACAGUAUUACCAUUCCUACUGGGGGAUAUGUAUUUGGUUUACCACCAUUUUCCCACACGCAAAAGAGGGCUGAAGAUUCUCCUUAGUUUUGCUUUAUCAUAUUUGGUGUGGAUACUAUGGGUAGCCUACUAUGCUAAUAUAUGGGUUUACCCAGUUCUUCAAGUUAUGGCACCACACGAGAGGGUUAUCUUCAUUGCCAUUCUCAUGGCUUUAUUUAUAAGUAUUUACCUGGUUGGAGAAGGCCUGAACAAAUUUCUCUGGGGGAAGGAAAGAAGAAACUACCAGUUAAUGCAACAGAAGUCACGGAGUUGAUGUCAAAGUCACACAGAUAGAUAUAAUAUAUAAAAUUGGCAGUAUAGGGGCCAGUAAUGUUUAUCAUUCAAAUACCAAGUGUCAGAUGUAUGAUUGACAUGUGUUAAUGAUUUGUAGUAAUUUCAGUCUAAUUUAAUCAUCAUGAACAAAAAUUUAUCUCGUUAAGAAUACCGUGCAUGGUGAACUUUGACGGAAUCCUAAUUUAGAAGAUUGUUUACAGAAAAGUGUUCAUCUUAUGUACAAAUUUAUACACAAUUUUAUUGAAGUAUUUGUGAAAAUCUUUAGUUUUGUGAUAUUUCAGUCAGAUAUACCAGCUCUCUAAUGGAAAUGAAGUGCUGUAAUCAAAGCUUUGAAAGUUUAAGACAAUAUUAGUAUGUAUUAGGGUGAACAUUUAAAAGGAAAGGCUUUAGAUAUACAAAAUUCAAACUCAAUAUCUGUAUACGAGUGGAUUUUAAGGAAGUCGUUUCUGUUAGCCAUAAGUUUCAUAUACCUAAAUUAGAAGAUAUUUGUUAAGAUAGAGAUAGGGAACGUUUUGAAGUGAUGUCCUGAGCAAAUAAUCCUAUACCUUGAUAACCAUAUGUUUAUUUAACAUUCCGUUCAAUGUUUUUAAUUGAUGUACUAGUUUUCUAUUUGUUUGUUUUUGAAUUAUGACAUAAUAUGUGUAGUUAAGAAAGUAAUCAUUGAAACAUUGGCUUUUACAAAAAAAAAAUGUUGGAAACAGAAGUGGAUUCAAGGAAAAAAAUCAUUAAAAACACAUGAAUGUACCUUGAAUUUUCACUGUAGAUGUCAUGCUGCCAUAUGAAAAAAAUGUCUUCUACAUGUAUUUGGUUUUUUUCAUCAGAGGAAAUUGUAUUACAAAAGCAGAACAGUUUUUUUCAAAUCAGAAAUCAUAAAAAAUAUCAGAAUCACUUUUACUUAAGAAUUGAAAUGUUUGAGUCAACAAAAUUUUACAAGAAUCAAAGUUCUAAGUAAAGGAAUUAUUUAGUGUAUAAAUUGUAGAAAUGAAAGGAUUUCAGUUGGUGUGCCAUAGUCAGUGUAUAGUCAACCAACUAUUUUUGAGUGCAGAAAUCCAGUUGUCUCCCCUUACUACAUAACACAACUUACCAAAGACUUGAGUAAUCUCUUGCCAAGUUGCAGUACACUACAUAUAGCUACCUCCCCUUAAUUUACAGCAUUAUUCUCUGGAGACCAUUAAAUUAAAAUUCAAAUAAAUAAAUAUCAUUAUUGAAAUUAAAAUUCAUAAAAUAAUAUACCAUGUCCUCAAAUUUAUGGAAGUAUAUCAUAAAAUUGUAAAACAAGUUUCAGACGUUUCUGACAGUUUUGCUGUUAUGUAUGCUUUUUACGGUAUCAUCAUCAGUGUUCAGAAAAAGAAUAUUGAUAGACUAACAUGAAUUAUUCGUAGAUUGAAAUGGAAAAAUAUAUUAUUUGAUAUUUGGAAAUUUAAUAAUUUGUAAAUUGUAAAAAAAAAUUGGCUUGAUAAUUUUACAAUAGUUUGCGUCUGUGACAUUUUCUAUGCUAUUUCCUUUUCAAACCCUCUCUAUACAAGUAUGUGUUACAUUAUGUUUUGAAUGUAUUACGAAAAUAUAUC